Messenger RNA from Syngnathus acus (greater pipefish), 2153 nucleotides. Its product is annotated as glycoprotein endo-alpha-1,2-mannosidase-like protein. The transcript has 4 exons. The record is from RefSeq and is a predicted model, not a curated record. Bases 219 to 1511 code for a protein of 430 amino acids. Gene Ontology annotation, molecular function: alpha-mannosidase activity. Gene Ontology annotation, cellular component: Golgi apparatus. NCBI's taxonomy places the organism in Eukaryota, Metazoa, Chordata, Actinopteri, Syngnathiformes, Syngnathidae.
GCACCCAAUCGCGUCCUCCGCUCAACCGAAAGCACGCACGCGCACAAGCUGCGAUAGGACCACCCCCAUCGACCACCGGACGGAGCGAAGCGGGGUGGCGAGCGAGCAUGUACGCGCGGCGCGGCUGGAGAUGGGCCGUGCGUGGAGAAGACGGAGCCUCGGAUAAAGGCCGAUAGCUCUCAACACAGUCACAUUAGAACCGGCCGGUACCACCGAGCAUGGGUCGACUGCGGAGAAGAGCUUGCGUGGCUUUCUUUCUCUUCACGCUCUUCAUCUUCGGAGCCAUGAUGGCACUCCGGACCCUCAAGACCGGGGAUGGCUUCUCUGAUCUGGUCCCUAACACACUGGACCGGCGCUCCGCACAGCGGACCUCGUCAUCCUCCGGUCAGCAGCGCACCAAGUCGGCUGCGGUAUCCAACUCGGGUCCGGAGGGGAGCAUCUUCGAUGACGUGCACAUCUUCUACUACGCGUGGUAUGGAAGCCCGCAGUCGGACGGCAAGUUCGUGCACUGGGACCACGUCCUGGUGCCGCACUGGGACCCGAAGAUCGCGUCCAGCUACCCGCGCGGGAGGCACAUGCCGCCCGAGGACAUCGGCUCCAGCUUCUACCCGGAGCUCGGCCCGUACAGCUCCAGGGACCCGGACGUGCUGGAGUCCCACAUGGAGCAGAUCGCGGCUUCGGCGGCAGGGGUUCUGGUGCUGUCCUGGUAUCCUCCCGGCAUGGCUGACGACAACGGGGAACCCGCUGAAGAUUUUGUACCUGCCAUACUGGACGCUGCGUAUAGACACAAUCUCAAGGCGGCAUUUCACAUCCAACCCUACAGAGAACGGAAUGAACAGAGCGUGCUUGAGAACGUCAAGUACAUCAUUGACAGGUACGGCGAUCACGCAGCCUUCUACAAGUUCACGUCGAGCACGGGGAAGAGCCUGCCCUUGUUCUACAUCUACGACUCGUACCUGACGCCGGCCGAAUCCUGGUCGCAAGUGCUGACGGCCGGCGGCUCGCGCAGCCUGCGCGGCUCGGCCUACGACGGCGUCUUUGUGGCCCUGAUCGUGGAGGAGCGCCACAAGCAGGACAUCGCGGCGGGCGGCUUCGACGGCAUGUACACCUACUUCGCCUCCAACGGUUUCUCCUUCGGCUCGUCGCACCAGAACUGGAAGGCCAUCAAGGCCUUCUGCGACGACAACGACCUCCUGUUCGUCCCCAGCGUGGGGCCGGGCUACGUGGACACCAGCGUGCGGCCGUGGAACGGCCACAGCACCCGCAACCGGGUCAACGGGCGCUACUACGAGACGGCCCUGCAGGCGGCGCUGGACGUGCGGCCCGAGGUGCUGGCCGUCACCUCGUUCAACGAGUGGCACGAGGGCACGCAAAUCGAGAGGGCCGUGCCCAAGAAGACGGCCGCCAGGGUGUACUUGGACUACCGGCCGCACGGGCCGCAGCACUACCUGGAGCUGACCAGACGCUGGGCCGAGAAAUUCAACAAGGAGAAGGAGCAGUGGCUCAUGUGAGAUUCCGACGCUAAGAAAGAAAAAUGGCAGCAGAUAUUAAAAUACGAUAGAGCAGCGAAGCAACGUUGUGGUGAAAAACCCAAACAACAAAAGAAAAUGACGACUCGUUGCUGAAAUCCAAAAAUGGGGCAAGAAGAGACCGUCUGUAAAUUUUGCUCGCCAACCUUAAUUGUGCUGUCACUAACCUCACCAUCGCUCGACAAUUUGCUGGCCGCAAAAGAUUUUUCAGGGAAGCAAAAGCGGGUUUUGUUUGUGUUUUGUCCUUGUAAAUCGCUUUCAUCACUCAAAAUCUAUUAACGGUAUUUGCAUUUUUUUUUUUUCUCUUUGGAGUUUCCAGUUGCUUCUUCCAGAGCGGAAUUUUUCACAAUAAAACUCUGUUGUCCAGCGACAAUAAGCGUCCAGACACAUAAAUAUGGGCUUUUUAUUGUAUAAGCGCUUUUAAAGAACAAAUGUAGCAUGCUGAGAAAAUCCAUUCAAAUCCCUCAAAGCUUACAGACAGAAUUUUUUUCCCCCCCUCCUGUUAUACAAACAGUACAUCAUAGAGCCCCCCCCCGCUUCUAUAUAUUACACAUGAGCGGUGGUAACGAGAUACAAUGAUUUGGAUUCGACCAAAUGGUGGAGAAGUGCCACGUGAUCCCAAGA